UCUUCUUCUCCUCUCUUUCUUCUCUCUCCGAGCAAGGGAAGGAAGGUAAGAGGGAAAAAAAAACUCGCAAAGCUCACGCGCACACGGCAGAACCCAAUCGCAGCCCACGCCCCCUGACCCGACCGGAUCGAGCCUCGGCCGAGGGCAUGGGCGGAGCAGGCGACGGCGAGGGGGCCGGGAGCGAGUCCCCGCCCUCGGGGGCGCGGGCGACGCUCAACAUCCGGUGCGCCAACGGCGCCAAGUUCACCCUUCAGGCGGACCUGGGCGAGACGGUCGGGGCGUUCAAGGAGGCCGUGGCCGCCAGCUGCGACGUGCCGGCGCCGCAGCAGCGCCUGAUCUACAAGGGCCGGAUCCUCAAGGACGAGCAAACCCUAGAAAGCUACGGUGUUGAGACAGAUCACACCAUUCACUUGGUGCGAGGCGUUGCCCAACCAGCAGCAUCAGGAGCACCUGCUGCAUCAAGCCCCCAAGCUUCAACUACUCCUACCAGUGGCCCUGCAGGUGGUCUUGGAGGCUUAUUUCCAGGCCUUGGUGCUACUGGAGCUGCUAGUGGCAGGCCAGCAGGUUUAUUUGGGGCUGGACUUCCGGAAUUAGAUCAAAUGCAGCAACAGUUGAGCCAGAAUCCCAACCUUAUGAGGGAGAUAAUGAACAUGCCAAUGAUGCAGAGUCUCAUGAAUAACCCUGAUCUAAUACGCAAUAUGAUUAUGAAUAAUCCACAAAUGCGUGAUAUUAUUGAUCGGAAUCCAGAUCUUGCCCAUGUCCUCAAUGACCCUAGUGUUCUCCGCCAGACCCUUGAAGCUGCAAGAAACCCUGAAAUUAUGAGGGAGAUGAUGCGGAACACAGACAGAGCAAUGAGCAACAUUGAAGCUUCCCCUGAAGGGUUUAAUAUGCUCCGGCGUAUGUAUGAAACUGUACAGGAGCCUUUUCUUAAUGCAACAACAAUGGGAGGGGGUGGGGAAGGCACCCCGGCCUCUAACCCGUUUGCAGCUCUUCUUGGAAAUCAGGGGCCUAACCAAGCCGGCAAUGCUGCUACAAAUGCUCCAAUUACCGGCCCAGAGUCCACAACAGGAACCCCUGUUCCAAAUACUAAUCCACUUCCAAACCCCUGGAGCAACAAUGCUGGGGGUGCGCAAGGAACACCACGGUCAGGUCCUGCUGCUAGUACCAGGGCUGGUGCAACUGGUGGCCCAGGAGGGCUGGGUUCAGCAGAUUUGAGCAGCCUGCUCGGUGGUCUUGGUGGGAAUGCAAGAACUGGUGCUGCAGGUGGUCUAGGAGGGUUGGGUUCAGCAGAUUUGGGGAGUAUGCUUGGUGGUCCACCUGAUGCUGCUCUUUUGAGUCAGAUGCUGCAAAACCCUGCUAUGAUGCAGAUGAUGCAGAACAUUAUGUCUGACCCACAGUCAAUGAACCAGUUGCUUAGCAUGAACCCAAAUGCACGUAGCCUGAUGGAGUCAAACACUCAGUUGAGGGAUAUGUUCCAAAACCCAGACUUUCUUCGCCAGAUGGCAUCCCCAGAGGCUUUGCAGCAAUUACUCUCAUUCCAGCAGACACUGUCAUCACAGCUUGGCCAAAAUCAACCUAGCCAGGCUGGUAACCUAGGAGGCAAUGGCACAGGCACGCGGGGAAAUGUUGGUCUGGACACCUUGAUGGGCAUGCUUAGUGGGCUUGGUGCUGGAGGUGGCUUAGGUGUACCAAAUGCCUCCAAUGUGCCACCGGAGGAACUCUAUGCAACGCAACUUGGCCAGCUCCAAGAAAUGGGGUUCUUUGACACCGCAGAGAAUAUUCGGGCAUUGAUGGCCACUUCUGGGAACGUACAUGCUGCUGUGGAGCGCCUUCUCGGGAACUUUGGCCAGUAGAUAAAACGAGCCAGAUGCUGCCCGUAAUCUCCCUGUUUUAGCCAACAGGCAGUGUCCGUCUACAGUAAAAAAGACGGAAUAAUACAGUUAACUUUUUCCCGUACAUGGUCGUCAUGCCUUUGUUUUUUCUGUGUUGUAUUGACAAUUUGGAUUGAUGUACAUACAUAUCAGAUGAUCCGGUGUUACCGCAAAGAAUGUGGCUCUAGUUUUCCAA
Molecule: messenger RNA, 2067 nt
Organism: Triticum urartu
Lineage: Eukaryota; Viridiplantae; Streptophyta; Magnoliopsida; Poales; Poaceae
Product: ubiquitin domain-containing protein DSK2b-like
Biological process (GO): ubiquitin-dependent protein catabolic process
Cellular component (GO): cytosol
Molecular function (GO): polyubiquitin modification-dependent protein binding
Source: RefSeq, a predicted model, not a curated record